AUGGCUUUGCAGUCGUCUGUUUUUGCGGCCUUUUCAUUACUUCCCUACGGUAAGCUCAUUAUAAUGAGAAGUCAACCUGUAAAAGUUGAUCGGAUUUGCUGUGUCGGGGCCGGCUACGUGGGUACACCAACCUCAGCUGUGAUCGCACUUAAAUGUCCAGAAAUUCAAGUCACCGUCGUCGAUUGCAAUGCGGAAAGAAUCGCCGCUUGGAAUUCCGACAAACUCCCCAUUAAAGAGCCUGGUCUUUUGGAUGUUGUGAAAGCUUGUAGAGGGAAGAACUUACAUUUUUCUACGGAUGUUAAUAUGCACGCUAGUGAAGCGGAUAUUAUUUUUAUCUGUGUGAACACCCCCACAAAGAAUUAUGGAAUCGGAAUGGGACGCGCUGCAGAUCUGACCACACUUGAAGCAGCAGCCCGAACGUUAGCCUCUUGCUUCACGACUUCGAAGGUCGUAGUCGAAAAGAGCACGGUUCCGGUCCGCUCUGCAGCUCGUGUAGCUGAGCUUUUAAACCUUCAGUCACCCAGUCAUCUCGAUCAUACAGUCCUGUCGAACCCCGAGUUUCUCGCCGAGGGCACGGCUAUCAACGAUCUCCUCUACCCGGACCGCAUUCUUAUUGGUGGCGACGAGGACUCGCCUGCCGGCCGUCGCGGUCUGGAGAUGCUCACUUGGGUCUACAAGCACUGGAUUCCCGAAGAAAGAAUCCUUCUCACCUCCGUUUGGUCCUCAGAGCUCUCCAAACUCGCGGCCAACGCAUUUCUGGCCCAGCGAAUCAGCAGUAUUAAUGCUGUUUCGGCGAUUUGUGAGGCGACGGGUGCUGAUGUCCGCGAGGUCGCCAUGGCUAUCAGUCGCGACUCUCGUAUCGGUCCUUAUUUCCUUCAAGCCAGUCUCGGUUUCGGUGGCAGCUGCUUCCGUAAAGAUAUUCUCAAUCUUACGUAUAUUUGUGAGUCACUGAACCUGCCGGAGGUGGCUUCUUAUUGGAACAUGGUGCUGCGACUUAACGACCACCAAAUAGAGCGAUUUUCGCGGUCCAUUGUGCGCUCAAUGUUUAACAAUCUUCGGGACAAAAGGGUCGCCAUCUUCGGCUUCGCCUUUAAAAAAGACACUGGGGAUACUAGAGAGAGCCCAGCUAUACGAGUAUGUUCCAUCCUUCUCUCCGAGUGUGCUCAUCUAGCGAUUUUCGAUCCUCAAGUCUCCGACCAACAAAUCAUUACUGAUCUCAAUGAAACCUCAAGUCCCGAUUUAGUUCGUGCCAACGUCACCAUAUGUCGAAACCCGAUGGAGGCUGCUGUGAACUCCCAUGCAAUCGUCAUUUGCACGGAGUGGGACGAAUUUAAGGCCAACUACCAGAGUCUUUAUGAUGUGAUGUGCAAACCGGCCUGGCUUUUCGAUGGUCGUCUAAUUGUGGAUCACCGACUACUCAAGAAGAUCGGCUUCCAUGUCAAAGCCGUCGGCGUAUACCUGAACGAUGACAAAGACUACCUACAGCCUCCUUUGCACUAUCAUUAA
Messenger RNA from Echinococcus granulosus, 1506 nucleotides. RefSeq names its product UDP-glucose 6-dehydrogenase. NCBI's taxonomy places the organism in Eukaryota, Metazoa, Platyhelminthes, Cestoda, Cyclophyllidea, Taeniidae. The record is from RefSeq and is a predicted model, not a curated record. Gene Ontology annotation, cellular component: nucleus; cytosol. The transcript has 10 exons. The coding region runs from base 1 to 1506 and encodes 501 amino acids. Gene Ontology annotation, biological process: glycosaminoglycan biosynthetic process. Gene Ontology annotation, molecular function: NAD binding; UDP-glucose 6-dehydrogenase activity.